AACUACUUGUUGAUAGUAUGAUUAUUGAUAACCAAAAUUUUUGAAAGAAAAAUGAUUUUGUAAUAAUAAAUAACUUGGUAACAAGAAGUUUUUUAUAAAUAUAGUUUUAUUCGAGAAUAAACAAGUUACGACAUUUAUUUUCAUAGUAUUAACACGCAUGCGUUGAACAAUUUGUUAAACUAAUAAAAGCCAUAACGAGCAAGAAACGUUAGAUAGUUAAAAGUAUUUUCGAAAAUUGAUUGUAAAAUUAAUUUAGUUGGUUAAUAUAAUUUUUAAGAAGAACUGAACUAUGGCUACAUUAAAGGAAGUUGGUGGUUAUAAACUAGGAAAUUUGAUUAUCGAAGGUAAAACUAAACAAGUAUACGAUGUUCCUACAAGCCCUGGUAACUGUAUUUUGGUUAGCAAAGACAGAAUCACCGCAGGUGAUGGGGUUAAAUCACAUCAAUUAGUUGGAAAAUCCGUAAUUUCCAAUAAAACCAACGCAAAGGUUUUCGAAAUUUUAAACAAAAUUGGUUUGAAAACAGCUUUUAUAAAAUCAGUAGCUGAUAAUGCCUUUCUGUCGAGGAAAUGUGAAAUGAUCCCAAUUGAAUGGGUAACUAGGCGUUUAGCUACUGGUUCCUUCUUGCGCCGUCAUCCAGGUGUAAAAGAAGGUUACCGUUUUACUCCAGUUAAACACGAAACCUUCUUCAAAGAUGACGCUAAUCACGAUCCACAAUGGUCUGAAGAACAAAUUAUUUCUGCAGAGUUUAAAGUUAACGGUGUUGUCAUAGGUAAACACGAGGUAGAUCUUAUGACAAAAACCUCAAUAUUAGUAUUCGAAAUUUUGGAAAAAGUGUGGCAGACAAGAGAUUGUGCUCUCAUCGAUAUGAAAAUAGAAUUUGGAGUGGAUGAACAAGGUGUACUAUUAGUGGCAGAUAUUAUAGAUUCUGAUUCCUGGCGGUUAUGGCCGUCUGGUGACAAGCGUCUCAUGGUAGACAAACAAGUGUACAGAAACCUAACUACGGUAACCGAUAAAGAUCUGGAUACCGUAAAAAGAAAUUUCGAAUGGAUAGCAGACCAAUUGGAUCACCUAAUACCGCCAAACAACCAUUUAGUGGUGAUAGUCAUGGGAAGUCCAGCGGAUAAAGACCACUGCGAUAAAAUAAAAAGAUAUUGCGAAGAAUUGGGACUGAACGUUGAAAUUCGAGUGGCUUCAGCACACAAAACCACCGAUUUCGCUUUGGAAAUCGUCAGUUUCUAUGAGGGUUUAUGUAUACCGAUUAUUUUCAUAGCGGUAGCUGGUAGAUCGAACGGUUUAGGUCCCGUUUUAUCGGGCAAUACUGAUUUUCCCGUUAUCAACUGCCCCCCAGGCUCGAGAGAUGAUUUAUCGAGGGAUAUUUGGUCUAGUUUGAAUGUUCCUUCGGGAUUGGGUUGCAGUACGGUGAUGUAUCCAGAAACGGCUGCAAUUUGCGCAGCCACGAAUAUUGCUUUGAGCAAUUACAUCGUUUGGAGUAGAUUGCGGUUAAAGAGAUUGGGAUAUUUUGAGAGCAUACCUAAAGCCGAUAAGAUAGUGAGGAAUUGAUGAUAAGAAACUUCGAAAUUUGUAUUUUUUCAUUAUUAUUUUAUUGUUAAUAAAGUAUUACUUUCCA
Diorhabda carinulata is the source of this 1628-nucleotide messenger RNA. RefSeq names its product bifunctional phosphoribosylaminoimidazole carboxylase/phosphoribosylaminoimidazole succinocarboxamide synthetase (gene Paics). The transcript is spliced from 5 exons. The record is from RefSeq and is a predicted model, not a curated record. Bases 290 to 1561 code for a protein of 423 amino acids. NCBI's taxonomy places the organism in Eukaryota, Metazoa, Arthropoda, Insecta, Coleoptera, Chrysomelidae. Gene Ontology annotation, biological process: 'de novo' IMP biosynthetic process. Gene Ontology annotation, molecular function: phosphoribosylaminoimidazolesuccinocarboxamide synthase activity.